UCACAAUAAGCCCAAGCUAGAGAACAGAAACAAUGAAAUUUUUUAAGUCUUUAAGGAUUUUUAGCUAUUCGGCAUCUAAACUUGCGAUAAUGCCUGCUUUACUUCAUCCUAUGUAUGAGUUUCUGAACUGCAAUGAACCAGAAGUAUCCCUUUGGGAUGUUGUAACACUCUCAGAUUUUGCGGGUUGUGAUAGGGAUACAAACUGUUCAAAUCCGUUCGACAUCAGGAUUAUCAUAGGACUGGUGUCGCUUGUAUUAAUGGAGCUGGUCUAUCUUUGGCUGAUGUAUAUUGAAUUCAGAAAAACUCCGACCGUCAAGGGACGAAGCUUAAAUGACUCGGAGAUACAUGUCAGCUGGGUUGAAAGUGACGUCAGUGCAAGUAUAGGUCCAGACCUAGAAAUCAACCUGUAAAGAAGUAAAUAUCAGGAAAUCAUACUGUAAAUGGAGAAUAUUCUAAAAAAAACAACAUGUAAACGGAGUGAAUACUUAAAAAUCAACCUGAAAAAGAAGUGAUCGAAUAGGAGUCCCAGCAGAAGAUUACAUUGAUAAAAUAUUAAAAUAGAAUAAAAUAUGUUUUUAUUAAAAAUUGUAAAAUGCGCAAUCGUAGAACAAAAUAAAACCAGUGUUUGAAUCCUUCUAAAA
Molecule: messenger RNA, 641 nt
Organism: Saccostrea cuccullata (small rock oyster)
Lineage: Eukaryota; Metazoa; Mollusca; Bivalvia; Ostreida; Ostreidae
Exons: 4
Coding region: 33-410 (125 amino acids)
Source: RefSeq, a predicted model, not a curated record